CAGUCCCAAGUUAUCCAGUCAAGUUGUGAGAAGUGAAUUCAAGAUGACCAGGCUCACAAUUCUAGCAGGCUUAUGUCUGGUGAUAUGCCAGCUGGGAUCUGCCACCAAGAUGGAAUGUUACUUCACCAACUGGUCCCAGUACAGACCUGGUGAGGGGAAGUACCUGCCACAAGAUGUGGACCCCUUCCUGUGCACUACCCUGAUCUACGCUUUCUCCAUCAUCAACCAUAACAAUGAGCUGGUUACCUACGAGUGGAAUGAUGAAGUCCUCUACAAGUCUUUCAGUGCCCUGAAGACCAAAAAUCCUCAUCUGAAGACUCUGCUGGCUGUUGGUGGAUGGAACUUUGGUUCACAACAGUUCUCCAUCAUGGUGUCCUCUCCAGCCAACCGUCAGAAAUUCAUCCAGUCUACUAUCAAAUUCCUGAGGACUCAUGGAUUUGAUGGUCUGGAUCUGGACUGGGAGUACCCUGGUGCUCGUGGGAGUCCUCCAGAAGACAAACAGCGGUUCACUCUGCUCUGCAGGGAACUUGUUCAAGCCUACGCAGCUGAGGCCAAGUCCACCGGCAAUCCUCAGCUCAUGCUGACUGCUGCAGUGGCUGCUGGAAAGGGAACAAUUGACAAUGGAUAUGAGAUUGCUGAGAUUGCCAAGGAACUGGAUUUCAUCAAUGUGAUGACCUACGACUUCCAUGGAACUUGGGAGCAGUUCACUGGACACAACAGCCCACUGUACCGUGGAUCCCAGGACUUUGGUGACCUCAUCUACUUUAAUACUGACUUUGCCAUGAGAUACUGGAAAGAAAAUGGUGCCCCAGUGGAGAAGUUGAGGAUGGGAUUUGCUGCUUAUGGUCGUACCUUCCGUCUGACAUCAUCAAACACUGGCGUUGGAGCUCCAGCUAGUGGCCCUGCAUCAGCCGGACCAUUCACACGUGAAGCUGGAUUCUGGUCCUACUAUGAGAUCUGUGGCUUCCUGAAGGGCACCACCCUUCAGUGGAUUGAGGACCAGAUGGUUCCCUAUGCCACCAAGAACAAUGAGUGGGUGGGAUUUGACACAAGGGAGAGCUAUGAGAUCAAGGUGCGCUACCUGCAGGAGCAGAUGUUUGGUGGUGCCUUUGUGUGGGCCCUUGAUUUGGAUGACUUUGCGGGACGAUUCUGUGGAGAGGGCAGCCACCCUCUGCUGGCUCAUCUCCGCAAACUUCUUAAUAUUGAGCUGCCUCCACUGCCCCCCACCACCACCCCCAAACCUGGUGCUACCACCACUUCCCCUCCAACCACUACCACCACCACCACCACCCACGCCCCAGGACCUGGCUUCUGCAAUGGCAAACCAGACGGCCUGUACGCCAACUCAGAUGACAAGAGCAGUUUCUAUAUGUGCGCUGGUGGCAUCACCCACGUGAGCUCUUGUGGACCUGGAUCUAUCUUUGAUGACAGCUGCAAGUGCUGCAUCUGGCCCUGAGCCAUGUGUGGAGACAAUGUGCAUUACAAGUGAUGCAAAAGUCAUCUAUCAAGCAGACUGUUUAAGUUCUCUUGAAUGCAGUGCAAUCUAUACAAUCAUUUACGUAAAUGAGUCUGUCA
This is a messenger RNA of Epinephelus moara (kelp grouper), 1575 nucleotides long. Its product is annotated as acidic mammalian chitinase-like. Lineage: Eukaryota; Metazoa; Chordata; Actinopteri; Perciformes; Serranidae. Gene Ontology annotation, molecular function: chitinase activity; chitin binding. The record is from RefSeq and is a predicted model, not a curated record. Gene Ontology annotation, biological process: chitin catabolic process; carbohydrate metabolic process. The coding region runs from base 44 to 1456 and encodes 470 amino acids. Gene Ontology annotation, cellular component: extracellular region. The transcript has 12 exons.